CGGGAGCCAGAGAGUGGUGACUGGGCAGGAACCACUGCCAUGGCGUCAGCGCCACUGCGGGUGGCAGUAGUGUGUUCCAGCAACCAAAAUCGGAGCAUGGAAGCCCACCAUCUUCUCAGCAAGAAGGGAUUCAAUGUCCGGUCCUUUGGAACAGGGACUCAUGUGAAGCUUCCAGGACCAACAGCCGACCAGGCAAAUAUUUAUGAUUUCAACACCACGUAUGAUGAAAUCUACAGAGAUCUUGUUGAGAAAAACGAAGAGUUUUACAGGAAUAAUGGCAUUUUGCGCAUGCUGGAGAGAAAUAAGGAAAUCAAGCCCAGACCGGAAAGGUUCCAGAACUGCAGAGAUGUAUUUGACCUGAUCCUCACUUGCGAAGAGAAAGUGUAUGACCAGGUGGUGGAAGAGCUGAAUUCCAGAGAGCAAGUGACCUUACACUUAGUGCAUGUGAUCAAUGUGAACAUCCAGGACAGUUUCGAAGAAGCCAGCCUGGGGGCGUUCCUGUUCUCGGAGCUCUGCCAGUGCAUUCAGCUCAUGGAUGACGUGGACAGUGAGAUCGGGGAAGUGCUACUGGAGUUCGAGGAGAAGAGCGGCCAGAGCUUCCUGCACACUGUCUGCUUCUACUGA
Molecule: messenger RNA, 624 nt
Organism: Pteronotus mesoamericanus
Lineage: Eukaryota; Metazoa; Chordata; Mammalia; Chiroptera; Mormoopidae
Product: RNA polymerase II subunit A C-terminal domain phosphatase SSU72-like
Exons: 1
Coding region: 40-624 (194 amino acids)
Biological process (GO): termination of RNA polymerase II transcription
Cellular component (GO): mRNA cleavage and polyadenylation specificity factor complex; nucleus
Molecular function (GO): RNA polymerase II CTD heptapeptide repeat phosphatase activity
Source: RefSeq, a predicted model, not a curated record